Messenger RNA from Coregonus sp. 'balchen', 922 nucleotides. NCBI's taxonomy places the organism in Eukaryota, Metazoa, Chordata, Actinopteri, Salmoniformes, Salmonidae. The record is from the annotation of a GenBank genome assembly.
CUUCAGAGAGACAGAAACGGUGUGUAGUGAAUCCACAAUCUACAGCAUCUUGAUCCACAGAGCCACCAUGAAGUCCCAGUUGUUCUCUCUGCUGCUGCUGUGUGUGCUGUGUGUAGGGGAGGUUCGAAUGGAGGACGGUGCGACUGUGAGCGUUGUGCGACUCUGUGGACGGGAGUUCCUGAGGGCCGUGGUGUACACCUGUGGAGGGUCAAGGUGGAGAAGGCUUCCAGUAGAGGACAUAAAUGGUCAGUAUCACGGAAUUACACAUAACUCCAUGAUAUUGUAUCUCUAUGGUCAUACUAAUUAUUUGAAAAUCAGUGUCAUAGUAGUAGCAUCUGUUACAAGAUUAGAAAUAUAACUCAACACUCAAGCAAUGUAUUUUGCCAUAUGCCAUAAUGUAAACUUGAACGAUAAAUCAUCAUACAACCUGCAGCUAUGAUUUGGGUUACAUGUUUGUAAAUGUUUGUGAAGUUUUAUAAUAGUUUGCCAAUAGAAUGAAGCAAGAACAGACACUGGUUGCGUACAUUAACAGUUUAGAAAAUAUUCCGUAACAUUGAUAACAGUCGGUGUUCUGGUUGUCCAGGAAUGGUGGACCAGAAUGGUCUAAAACCCUGGGGGGCCGAGCCUGUGGUGGACCAGAGACGACGAGACUUGAACGAAGCCCUGUCCACCGUGUGCUGUCAACUGGGCUGUCGGAAGAGUGACCUUACAAUCAUGUGCUAGGGGCCAAUGUGCAGACAUUGGCGACUUGGCGUUAAUGUUUGUUAGAAAAUAGUCCUUAUUCAAUAUAGUUGGUUGGCUUUCAAUGGAUGUCAGCUAAAGAUAUCAUUACUUCCAAUGACUUUCAUUUUACUUUUAUCUUGACUUUCAAUGCAAUUCCCUCAUUGAUCUUAUCAGCAAUAAACACUGCACUUGUAACCAC